UGAAAAGCUCACGUUGGGUUGAGAUAGGUGGUGCUUGUUGUUUGGCUUUCAGUGAAAAUGGCCCAUAUGUUUCUCGACGUACCUGUUUAGUUCCUACCUGUUGCAUUGUAUUGUAUGCUGAUAUUGUAGACCGUUGCAGUGCUAAGGCUGUGGCUGUAUUGUUUUCUGACAGCUGUUAAGUAGAGAAGCCUUUUAAACAAACAUGUUGUCAUUGUCUAGCAACCACCCCCACUCUCUCUCUCUCUCUCUCUCUCUCUCUCUCUCUCUCUCUCUCUCUCUCUCUCUCUCACACACACACACACACACACACAGCGGUGUCAGUCGUUUGCCAGUAGCCAGCUGUCUCUACCUUCCUGCUGACACCUGUGCAGCUGAAGCCUUUUGUUGCAGAGCUGAGGGCGUCCUCCUGCUCCUGGGAAAAGAGGCAUCUGAUCUGAUGUGUCGCUGAAAAGGGCUUUCCUUUGGUCUGUGCCACAUCAGAGGGCUGCAGCCAUGGAUCCAUCCUCAGAUGAAGAGGAGGUGCGCACCUUCGUCCAGGUGAUCAGCGAGAAGUACAACCCGGACAAUUUCCGUUACUGCCGCGGCCAAGGCAUGGGCGUGGUGGUGCUGCCCAGCCCCCCAGCAUCACCCAUUAAAGACCGCCUGUUCCUGCCCAGUGUGCUUGUGCUCAACGACUGUGGCAUCAGCAAAGCGGGUGACAGGUCGGAGGUGGCGGCUUUCUGUGCCCAUGUGGUGGAACUGGACCUGUCCUACAACCAGCUCAGAGACUGGGCAGAGAUCUGCACCAUUGUUUCCAACACCCCCCACCUGGACUUCCUUAAUCUGAGCAUGAACCCGCUGAGUGGGGUGCAGCUGGAGCCCAGCCUGGCUGAGGUUUUCUCCCGGGUGCGACGGCUUGUCCUCAUUAACACACAAGUCAGCUGGGACACCGUGCACACGCUCACAAAGCACACGCCAGAGCUGGAGGAACUCUUCCUGUGUCUGAACAGUUAUGCCUCAGUGUUAGAGUCCCAGACGUCCUGCCCGUCCCUUCGCCUGCUGCAGAUCACAGACAACCAGCUGCAGGAGUGGGCAGAGGUCAGGAAGCUGGGACUGAUGUAUCCCAGUCUGGACACGCUGGUGCUGGCCAACAACAACCUGAGGUCCGUGGACGACGGUCAGGAAUCACUACAGUGCCUCUUUCCCAGCCUGCGCAGCAUCAACCUCCACAACUCAGGGCUCAGCACCUGGGAGGAUAUCGGGAGGCUGAAUUUCUUCCCGAAGCUGGAGGAGGUAAAGGCGAUGGGGAUUCCUUUACUGCAGCCCUACACCAACCAGGAGAGACGCAGCCUCAUUGUAGCCCAGCUGCCGUCGGUGUCGGUGCUGAACGGGAGCGCGGUGUCGGACGGAGAGAGAGAAGAUGCUGAGAGGUUCUUUAUCAGACACUACCAGGACUGUCCAGAGGAGGAGCUUCCUGAGAGGUACCACAUCCUCGUGUCCAAGUACGGUCACCUGGCCCCGCUGGCGGAGGUGGACCUGAGACCCCGCAGCACAACGGUGGACGUGCGCUGGGGCGACAGGGUGGAGCCGGUCAGCCUCCGACUGGAGCAGACCGUGGGGGAGCUGAAGAAACAGCUUCGAGCGCUGCUGCAGCUCCCGUCCAGCGGCGUCAGACUGUUCCACAUCAACCGGGAGAUGUGCUCGGUUCUGGGGCCCGAGGAGAUGAAGUACGGCUGCCGGGCGCUCCACUCCUACAGCAUUCAGGACGGAGACGAGAUCCUCGUCGUGCCCAAGGUCAAAAACCGCUGCAGCUCGUCGGACUUUUGAGUCAGCAGGUUUGGUGGGAUGGGAAAAAGGGACCUCAGGAAUCUAAGAAAACGAACACGUACUGGAGACAAAGCUUUUGCGUUGAGCCUUUUUAUUUGUAAGGAAAUGUAUGAAUGUAAAGAUGUUUGCCGGAAAUCUACCAUGUCGAACAAGUGAGUACAGAAAUAUAGGUCCACAUACACUUGAACACAGAUGUCCAAAGUUACAAAGAUUGCAUUAAAAGAUUAAAAGAUUGCAUUUUUUUUUGUGCUUUAGUUGCUUGAGUUAAAAGGGCAGGGCUUAUAUCUUAUUCACUAAGGCUUCAAUUUAAAGGGGAGAUAAGUAAACGUAAAUGGGGCAUUGUGAGGGUCGGCGUGUAGACUUCAGACUCGCCUGUGCGCUCAGGCUCUUGUGAGGUGCAGCAGGGACCAAAAAGCAGUGCUUCCCCACAUCUCCUGGAUUAUGUCUUGCAACAUAUGCUAUUUACCGUGACAAGACGUCCGCUUUGGGAAAAAAAAGGUGGCACAAGUGCAGCGGUUCGAGUAGGCUUGCAUUCACCGUCCACUAAAAAAGACGACGGCUGCAUUUUAUUCAGCCUGAUGUCGUAGCCAUUGUGAGUAACAUUGUGAGCUGAAAGCCGUUUCCAAAUCCAAAUGAAAUACAAUCACAGUUUACACGAGCAAAGAAUGAUCAGUGCAAUGAUGCAAAUUCAUAUAAUAUACUAAUUAAGGAAAGAUUAUCAUAAACAGUUACUGAAAACAAUUCAAAUUACAUCUUCAUUGAUCUUUGAUUAUGUGAGCAUAAUGUGUACCAUCAUUUAAUGAGAGGAGGUGAAGAAACAGAACUGGAGAACACCAUUUCCCAACAUCGUCCUCAGAACCGGAGGCUGGCGAGGCGAGUGCUGGGGUGGCGAGCUUUUUGUUUGACACGUCAGCGUGACAACACAACGACAACAGCGCCUGAAAUAUGUUCUGUUUGUGGAUGUAACUCCUUCCCCUCUGUAGCGUCUUUGGCCUCGUUCAGACUGCCAGGCCAGAUCUGUCUUUUGUUCUAUCCACAAUACGGCCACAUUGAUUUCAGAAAGGCUGAAGAAAGUGAUGAAAGUGCAGCAGAGCGUCAUGGAGGACGACACACAGGACAAAAGUCUGUGGACGGACGCUGAAAUAAACUGUCUGCCGGCAGCUUCUGGACAUUUCUCCUGCUUCUGCUUUGGAAAGCUGCGUCACCAGUGCAUGUAGUUACUCGUGCUUGCGUUGUUGCCAUAGUAACCCAUGCUAGAUAGGUUGGUGAUGUCUGGUCACAUAAAUCCGACCUGAGGACUUGCAAGUUACCGUGUGGAGGGUCUGUCUUUGACGAUCUGACAAACGAAUCUGAUUUGCCUGCAGUCUGAACAAGGCCUUUGAUUCUGGUUCCUCAGGAUUACAAGAACUUGAACUAGAAAACAAAACAGCACCGCAGCCACAAGGUAAAACAUGCAUAUUUGUGUCUAAACAGUGUUGAGAUUUUUUUUGGUUAAACCUACAAAAUUUUCAGUUUCUCCAAGUCCAAUACCGGCCCACUGAGAAUACCAGUGGAUCUGCAAACCUCCUCCUCGUGUCACAAACCUGGCAGCUCGGCGGGCAGGUGUGCAAUCAGGGUACUGCCCUCCACUCAGAGUCAGAUUAUGGAUAUCUUCUCUCAGGUAGCCAUGAUGGAGCCCCUGAAAAGAGCUCUGCACAGGCAUAUAGCCUCAUUCAUUACCCGCUGAAUUGAACUGCAUUUGGUCCUUCCCAAAUGAAUUGGGAAGGACCAGAGAGAAAGGGAAGCCCCCUCCAGGCGGGCCAGGAGCGCACCGGGUGCCAAGUGGGCAAUCCCUCUCCCUGGUUUGCCUGACUUGCUGAUGACAAUGCCUGCUUCUUACAGUAUGAAUGGCCAAACCGUGCUCUUUGUCUUGAUGCCUCUUUUCAGAGGAUCCGUUAGGGGCUACCCUUUGUGGGAGAAGGUAUUGCCAAUCAUCAGUGGCACAGUCCAUAUCUGUUGCAUGGCUUUGCCUACAAAUAAGCAUUGUUUUGGCAAAACAAUGUGAUAAGCAAUGAACUUCCAUAUGCAAGACCACGACAGGUGCAGAGUAGCUUCAUUGUUUUUCGACCAGCAGCGAGUCCACUCAUCAUACAUUUAUUUAAUAGCAUGGCUCAGUGAAUUUGGUCAUCUGCUCGCCUCAACUCAACCAAGACGUCCUGGCAGGAAGAUGAGACCAGACUCAGCUGAGCUUGGGUCUGAGACAGAGAAAAGAGGGGGUGUUGGAUGCUCGAGUUACUGCAGGUCUUAUUCAUGGGGUGUUCCCCCCUGAAUGAAUAAAGCAGCUCCCGUGAAGCCCGCUCUGUAUGGUAACUACACACCAGCCGCUGCGUCAUGGUGUUGCAUUCAGGUUGUCCACCAGGCCGCUGCCCCCCGCCCGUUCACCCCGGUAUCUCCCUUACAUCUGUCUCACCGGCACAAGACGCCCAGUCGCUGCUGUUUCACAGGAGCUUCCUUCCCCAACUUUCAAAUCAAAGAUCAACAAAGAUGCCAUUUGUGGAGAGAUGGAGAAAUUUCCGACGUUUUCCUUUACACUGUGUGUCAAAUUCGGACCUUGACUUUGAGGGCAGAUGAGGUAUUUUUCAACCCCGGGCUCUAAAAAUGUCGAUUAGUGUCAUUUCCAAUGAAACACAGCACCACCUCGCCACUAGCUCCAGUGAUGAGAAACCCACCACGUUGCUGCAGUUUCUUGCAAGCCUUCAGCACAGUCACACACGACUUGUUGAUUUUGUAAGUGUUCAGAACAAAUUUUGAUCUAUACUUCCACAUAAAACCAUAAUCUUAUCUAUUUUGUCCUUAGAGAAGCAAAAUGAAAAAUCUCAAACAGGACUGGGUGGUUAGCUGAGGUUUACUGUUUUACUGAUGCUGACAUUCAGAUGCUGAUGAUUUGUGUCCUUAAUAACGACCUCAUGUAGCCUCAUACACUGAAAUCAAAGCCUGAUCGAUCAAGCUUGCAUCUAAAAUUAAUCUAAUAAAGUUAAUGAGAUUAAUGCAGAAGAGUAAUGUAUUCACUGAAGGAAAACAUUGAAUUAAUAGGAUAAUUAUGUAAAUUCAUUGGGAAAAAUGCUGUUUUUCUGAAUUCACAAGAUAGUUAUCAUAGAUUAUGCAUUAUGAUUCCAUAGCUUUAGGAGUAAUGAUAGUCCUUAGCCUGACACCGAGCUGUAUGUGCAGUGUAACCAAACUGGUGAAAAGAGGCGACAUUCACGUCCCUGCUCUCAUGUCACCUCUGACUGUUGGACAGCUGGACAUUUACAGAAACAGCGGAAGUCUCUUGUGGUGCUCCUGGUCCUGGAUCCUGGUCCUCCUUGACCAGAUGAGAGCUGCAUGUGAAUUUUACAAAUUCGAGGUGGAAAUUAGUGCGACAGUUAGCGUGCAUUUGAAAAACAGGCUGUUCAAAAACUGAUUACUAUUCCUGAGUUUGAUUUUUUUUUUUUCCUAAAUGUACAUUGUGCGUUAAAAUAUUCAACACAGUCAGUAAUAGCAAAUUUGUGUUUCCAUUAAUUGUUUCCUCAGUAUUUAAUUCAUGAGCCUGUUUUUAAGAAAACAUUUUUAAUAGUUUUAUGAGAGGCUGAAUGUGAUUUCCAUAUCGAACUAGAACUAAAACUAGAAGCUGCAGGAAAGUCAGAAGAUCCUCAACACAAAAGCUGGACACGAGCUCUGCCGUGCCCGUUCAUACGCAAAUAAACAAAAUAAUCCCUCCCUUGUUUGGCUUCAGCUGAAAACUACCAAUUCUCUAAAAGUGCACAAAGCAAGAUGCUGAUGUUUAAAUUCAGUCAUCAUAUCAGCCUUAAAGAACCACGGCAGUGCUUUUGCAUGUUCAGUCCAAGCAGCAGCACUGUUGUGUUGUGAUGUUAUCACAGUCUGUGGUCUUUUUCCCAAAGCGGUCAGUGAACGUCACCAGGUGUGUGUGUGUGUGUGUGUAGAAAUGGAAAUAUGUUGCAUGUUCACCGUGAGCACAGCAUGAACAGAGACUUUUUUAAGAAAAAAAAAAUAUAUAUAUUCUGCUGUAUAGAGUGAACCAGUCUGCUGUAAAGUGCAAACCAUUGGGAUUUGAGUUAGAGAGAGAAAGGCAGUUUUAUUUUAUUGGAAGAGCCUUAAGGGCAGGGUUGCUCAAACAGUUUUUGGGUGUUUGGUUGGACUUUUUACGCUCCCUACACAGCAAAGUCAUUAAGCGAGCCAGCUAGCUAAGUUUUCCUUUUUCCAGCAGUAACAUUAAUGAUAUAAUUAAUCAGUGUCAAAUAGGCAUAUAGUAUGAUUUUGCCAUUUUUCACGCCAGUGUGACUUAACAGGUUCCAUCAAUUCCUGCUCUGGAUUUAUUGCAGGAAUACGCAGCCUCUGAAAGACGUCUACUUGAAGUUAUGAAAGUUAUUGAAGACAUGGCCCUUUUUGGUGCAAAAUACGAUUUUAACUCUUAACGUCAAUUCAUCUGUACUUACGUUUCUUGAUGCAAAGUCAUGUCUGGUGCUACAAUUGCUUUCCCUCUGCAAAACAAGAAAUCUGCAAAGUAGUAAGUGCCACACUAAGCGGGAUGUUAAAUGAUGAGUCACAAAAAUGUAAUGCAGGAUGUGCAAUGAUAAUGUUUGGUCUGAAAAAUUGGAUCUGCCAACUGACAAAUGGGAAGUCUUGCUCAUCACCACACAUCUGCUGACACAGUCCAAGUUUAGAGCAGCCACUGAAAUGUAUAAAGCAGUUUAGCAUGUUUGUUGUCAAGCUUUUUUUUUUUUUUUUUUUUUUUUGCUUACUAUGGUUAUAUGGGAACUGAGGAUAUUAGGAGAGGAGGAGAAUAUUGGAGUGCAAUGACUGUACACACACAGCACGGCUCAUGUUUGGCAGUGUUGUCCGUUAAAUGCUUGUACCAGAGCUGUAAAAUAUAAAUUAGCUUUUUACCUAAAGAGGCUACAGUUCACCUCUCCUGGUGUAGCCUACUCUUGUGUUAACAAAAGUGUCUGAAAAUGUGUUUCCAUCACAGCGCUGUCUUACUGGAAUAGUACCUCUGACUUGGACUCGCUUUUUUGGAGAUUAUUGUAUAUUUCUGCAGGUUUUUUCUGAGGUCAUGACACCGUGAUUUGACUGAGUGUUUGUUUGCAUGGCAGGUGGCGAUGUGAUACAUGUGAUGUUUCAGAGGUGGAUCAGCGUACAUUAUGUCUGUCUACAUUUCCUGAUGUGUUGUGACAUAUUUAAAGGGAUUUUAAACCAACUUAAAAACA
Molecule: messenger RNA, 7049 nt
Organism: Myripristis murdjan (pinecone soldierfish)
Lineage: Eukaryota; Metazoa; Chordata; Actinopteri; Holocentriformes; Holocentridae
Product: tubulin-specific chaperone cofactor E-like protein
Exons: 9
Coding region: 493-1806 (437 amino acids)
Biological process (GO): poly(A)+ mRNA export from nucleus
Cellular component (GO): nucleus
Molecular function (GO): RNA binding
Source: RefSeq, a predicted model, not a curated record